Psylliodes chrysocephalus is the source of this 1990-nucleotide messenger RNA. Lineage: Eukaryota; Metazoa; Arthropoda; Insecta; Coleoptera; Chrysomelidae. The record is from the annotation of a GenBank genome assembly.
CUAGAAACAAGAGAAUCAAUAUAAAAUUUUUGUUUCACAAUGACGUUAUUAUUUUAGAACAAAAAUUUCAUUUUAUAAUACAAAUAUUAAACUAAAAUUAACGGCAUCAACUUAAAAACGAAGUGUUUAAUGCUCAAAAGCCGUGAGUAAUGUACAACAAAAAGUCAAACGAUACGCUGGCAACAGUCGUAAUAUAACCUCUUUUUUUACUGUAAAAUUGGAGUAUUUCCAAAUUUAAAAGAAGUUAAAAUAAAAGUGGAUAUGCCGGAACAGAGUAACGACUACCGGGUUGUUGUGUUUGGUGCUGGCGGGGUGGGUAAGAGCUCGUUGGUGUUGAGGUUCGUUAAAGGGACGUUUCGUGAGAGCUAUAUACCCACAAUCGAAGACACAUAUCGACAAGUAAGGGGGCACUUUGUCAGCUUUUUGAUUGUCGAUUUUUUGUUUAGUUUACUCUUUCAGUUCACGAUGCUCUGUUUUUGUUACUUGAUGUAUUUUUAUUAUUUUGGCUUCAUGUUUUUGAUUUACGGUUAUAAGUUGCAACAAAAACAUCUGCACCCUUCAAAUAACCGACACUACCGGCUCGCACCAGUUCCCAGCCAUGCAGAGAUUAUCCAUCAGCAAAGGUCACGCCUUCAUUCUCGUCUUCUCGGUGUGUAGUCGCCAGUCUUUAGAAGAAUUGCGACCGAUUUUCGACGUCAUCAGAGAGCUCAAGGGUCCGGAUUUGAGUCAGAUUCCCAUCAUGCUGACGGGGAAUAAAUGCGACGAGAGUGCCGAAUUAAGAGAGGUGAGUACUUCGGAAGGGCAAGCUCAAGCGGCCGAAUGGGGAGUGAGUUUCAUGGAAACUUCGGCCAAGACCAAUCACAACGUGAAGCAACUGUUCCAGGAGCUUCUCAAUUUGGAAAAAUCCCGUAACGUAAGUCUUCAAGUGGGCGGCAAGGCGAAUAGCCGAGUAGCCAAAGAUAAGUGCGAAGUUAUGUAAAAAGAUAGAAAGAACCGCCCGACGUCAUGUUGGAAUGUACUAAGUAGAUGCUUUCCACACAUAAAUAUGCGCUGCUCGUUUUCGACCAAAAUCACGUAGUAUCUUAGUAUUUUUAAUUGAAUCACAGUUGCCAACAUGACAAAUACGCCCUCUGUACAAUUAUAGUUAAACUACGUAAUGAGAUCAAGUUGCGGAAUUAAAAAAAGCGUUUUUGGAUAAAUAAAUUAACUGAGACUCAUAUAAUAGUACCGAAUUUUUAGUCGUGUUACUUUGACAACUGACCAUGACGUUCUUUUUUAAGUAACCUCAAAAUAUUAAAUGUCUUUGAUAGAUAAAACAACGUGAACUUUUGUCGAAAACGAGACAAAUUUUAUGUCUUACCGAUGAUCUUCAUAUUUUAGUUUCUUGAGCAUUGUUUAAAACAAACAAAAAUGUGCACAUUGCUGAAUCUUUCUAUUCAAUGUCGAGAUUAACCCAAUGAAGUAGAGUGAAGUAGAAUGCCAAUUAUGUUUUGUAAAGUGUCAAUAUAGUCGAUUCGAACAUUUCCGACAACGUUUUUCUCUAUAAACAAAUUCAGUAUUUUUAUUUUAUAACAAAAUAUUUUUUAUAAAUUUCUCUUAACCUUAAAAACGAAGGCCUAUGGUUUUGAGGAUUAUUAUCGCAAAAUACUUCUUUGAAUUUACUUUAUGUUCAAAUUAACUAAAGGACUAGGACCACAAACCACAAGAUUGUUUAGAGUGAAAAACAAUAUGGUUGUUAAAAUUGCUCUCGAGUGAGAUGAACAAUUAAAAUGGCUGCUCCAUUGUAUAGAAUAAAACAGGAAGUAAAAUUAUUAGGUAGCAGCGCUUUUGUUUUAUGUUUUGUGCUUGUCAGCUGAUUUCUGGCUAACUCUCACGGUUCGGUAGCCAACUCUGGCCAUUUUUACAAGAGUUAGUGCACUUCUACCACGCCAGAGCCAGGAAAUGAUCGUGCUACAGGAGAAACAACAUAUGUAAAACUUCAAAAAAUAAG